CCCGAACACGGAACAUCGAAGAAGACCUGUACAAGAAAAAGAAGAAAGCUUCAGGCUCAAAAUAUCUGUAAUCAGGAUAAUAUAAUAAUAAUCAAAUUCAAACAAAAAUACGCCCGAAUAGGAAGAGGUAAAACGGCUCGUAGCUUCAAUUUUCAAUGUUCAAAGGUGUUUGUGUCGCUACAACAAAAAUAACGUCCAAGUUGAAAACUAGAGUGGUCGUUCCGUUCGUGUGCUGUUGUGUAGAUUUUCGCGCAAUCAUCGGCCGGAAGGAAGGACACUGUUGACUCUUUAUUUAAGUCCUUGUGGAACGCAGAAAACUCCAGAUACUCAGAAAGACAGAGAAAGAGUUGUUUAUCAAAAAUUCAAUUCCACCGUUGGUGAGCUACGAGUGUUUGUGCGUUCGAAUCUUGGUGCAAACGGAAGGGUGUUUUGUUAAAGGACGCGCUUUUAUUUGUUUUGUGUGACCCGAGCAGAGGGAUUUGUUUGUCCAAUAAGUCCGAAACGCAGCAAAUAAAGAACGGCAAACCAAACAGUUUCAACCGGCCACAACGUGGGAAAAUACAACAGCGUUUUGUGCCGUGAACAGUUGCUAACGAAAGUAAUGAAAACAGUGCGUUCCAGUAUCAAGGAACGGGAAACUAGGCACGCCAUUAGAGAUUAAAUAAUUGCAUUCCCACAAACCGCCCUUUGCUAUCGAUCAUAAUGAUGGUGGUGUUGUGAUGGAAUACGGAGCAAUCGGAAUCAAUCGAUCGUCGGCAACCGUUGCGAGAGCAUUUCCCAAUGAGCGUUCCUCCUCGAUGACCGUGCUGCCUUCGCAAGAUAAACCGCAUCAAUCUCCUCCUAGGAUGUCGCAGCUGGAAACACUGGAAGCGAAGAUGGCCAAUAUCGAGGUUUCCCUCUGUGCCGGUACACCUCGGCGUAGAAAAGGCACUUCGCUCGGGGGAUCUUUAUCGGCCCGUUCCUCCCCACGACCCGAAUCGGCCCCGGGUCGCGAACUACGUACCGCUCUGCAAGAUCGCGAAGCAGUAAUUCAAAACUUACGGCUGCAGCUGGGCCUGGGAAAACUGCCCCGACCCACGGGACCUCCGUUGGAUGAAGCGGAACGUCCGGUCGCGGAGCAGCGAUUGUCGAAGCUGAAGCUAGACUCGGAAACGAAGCGACACGUGAUCAAGAACCUAAAGACGGCACUGGAAAAACUCGAUGUGACCGAUAACAUCGACGUUCGGAUUCGGCAGGCCGAGUUGGAAUAUGCCCUCGGGAGGGAAGAACUGCAAUUGCUCUCGCUGGUGGAGGAGGCACGUGCUUUGCAGGCACGACUGGACAAACCAAAGCAAGAACCAAAUACACUGUACGGAAUGCUGCAAUCGGGAGUGAACCUUAGCCUGCUGGCCGUCCGUGCCACGACGGGUCGCUGGAAUGCGAGCCCCCGGAACGAACAGCCCGGCUUCUGGGUCGACUGGGUGCUCGAUGGGGAAAGUCUUCAGCGGGGCGAUCGAAUCAUCGAGAUCAAUGGGAAAGCCGUCGGAGGCAGGAAUCGCGAGGAGCUGGCACGCAUCAUCGGCACGCACACGAAGAGUGAGAUGGUCGUGGCUCGGGUCAGGAAGUCUUCCGCUUUGCUGUCCCAACAGCAGCUCCAGCAAUCGCAGGCCGACAACGUUCGGCUGCAGCAUCGCAUCUCGUACUUGGAGGAUCAGGUAAAGGAGCUGCUCGCUACGAAGGAAAACGGAGCGAUCCGGCCCGGGUUCGCCAUCAAUGGGGGUGGCGGAGCGCACAUUACCUCUAUCAGCAUCACGUCACCGCCAUCGACACCACCGGAAAGUAAAACGCCCCAGCCACCGCACAUCUACAACUACAUCGACGAGAAGUCAUCGUCGUCGUCACGCAACCAAAGCCCAGGACACGUGACGACGACCACCAUCAUCAAGGAGUGUGACCGAAUCAACGGGGAGCUCACGAACGGUGGCGAUGUGAUGAAGUACAAUCUUAGAAACUCACUCUCAUCGUCCAAAGUCAACGUCAACGGUGGUAGUGACACGCUGGUCGCUUCGCAGUACUACAGCCGAAAGGAGCGCGACAAGCGUGAACGGGAAGCUCGGCGUUUGGAGCGCGAAAAGUAUCUUCUUCAGUUUGGUGCGAAAUUGCAGCGCAGCACCACCGACUUGGAGAGCGAUUCUGACCGGGGGCGCCUUCAGCACAGCCACAGCCGCAGCCACGCCCGCAGCGUGGAGUACUUGAACGGGGAACGGAAGCGCCUGGUAGCUGCCGGAAGCCUGGAUACGAAUGGACGCCGCGGAACGGAUAUGCGAAUGGGGAAGAGUUUGGACUUUGAAAGUGACACUAACGAGCAGUACGCUUCGGAACCGUCGGGUCCUUCGCUGAAGGUGUCCACCGUGAGACCGGCACCACCAAAAAAGCCUCUCCGACUGUCGCUGCAGCGCGCCCAAAGUUUGCAAACGGUGGACGGGAUCGUACUGGAAGCGAUGAUGAACGGUCACGACAGGAAGCGGGGCAUGAAACGAUCUCACAAGAGCGGCACCAAAACGGGCGAUUCGGCCGCUGCUCCUGCGACACAGUACAUCGAAAACAGUGCGCCAAUGCCUAUGCAGACGGCGUCGCUGGGCCGGCAAAAGUACAUUUAACGCAAAGCGAUAAAUCGAUUAUAAUUUUUUUUUUUCCCGUAAAAGAGGGAGGUUUUGUGUUGAAGUAGCAAUUGGA
This is a messenger RNA of Anopheles bellator, 2715 nucleotides long. RefSeq lists its product as uncharacterized. Gene Ontology annotation, molecular function: protein binding. The record is from RefSeq and is a predicted model, not a curated record. Bases 720 to 2639 code for a protein of 639 amino acids. The transcript is spliced from 6 exons. NCBI's taxonomy places the organism in Eukaryota, Metazoa, Arthropoda, Insecta, Diptera, Culicidae.